Molecule: messenger RNA, 1854 nt
Organism: Ciona intestinalis (vase tunicate)
Lineage: Eukaryota; Metazoa; Chordata; Ascidiacea; Phlebobranchia; Cionidae
Source: RefSeq, a predicted model, not a curated record
GCGGAGGCGAUCAGGAUGUUGGGUGCAAACGACCACGGGAAGUUGUAUUAAUGCCACGCGUGUGAAAGAUAUCUGUAGUUCAAACUGAUCUGCAAACUUUAAUCAUGGGACGCACCAAGAGUGACAAUCAACUAAAGGAAUAUGCCGAGAAAAAUAAGGACAAGACGGUCCUCAUGACGGGCACCGGGGCCCCCAUCGAGGAUAAACUGAAUGUGUUGACGGUUGGUGAAAGGGGACCGCUGUUAAUGCAGGACUUCACGUUUACCGACGAGAUGGCUCACUUCAACCGGGAACGAAUUCCAGAACGAGUUGUUCACGCUAAGGGAGGAGGUGCCAAGGGAUACUUGGAGAUCACCCAUGAUAUCAGCAACUUCUGCAAAGCCGAUAUAUUCAGCAGUAUCGGAAAGCGGACUCCGCUCGCUGUGAGGUUUUCAACAGUUGGUGGUGAAAGUGGGAGCGCCGAUUCAGCUCGCGAUCCUCGUGGGUUCGCCAUCAAGUUUUACACAGAGGAAGGAAUAUGGGACCUUGUGGGAAACAACACCCCUAUCUUCUUUAUUAGGGAUCCUAUCUUUUUUCCUUCAUUCAUCCACACCCAGAAGCGAAACCCGCAAACUCAUCUUAAAGACCCGGACAUGUUUUGGGAUUUCAUCUCCUUGCGACCCGAGACCACACACCAGGUAUCUCACAUCCUUGUGAUGCCCCCACAGACAGAUCAAGGCAUUAAGAACCUGACGGCCGAUGAAGCUGAUACAUUGGCUGCCACUGACCCAGAUCAUGCAAUACGAGAUUUAUACAAUGCCAUCGCUGACGGUAACAACCCAAGUUGGACCAUGUACAUACAGGUGAUGACUUACCAACAAGCCACCACACACAAAUGGAAUCCCUUCGACCUUACCAAGACAUGGCCACAGGGGGAAUUCCCGCUCAUCCAAGUCGGCAAGAUGGUUUUGAACGAAAAUCCUUCCAACUAUUUCGCUGAAGUUGAACAGAUAGCGUUCUCACCUUCACACAUGGUACCAGGGAUCGAAGCCAGCCCCGAUAAGAUGCUGCAGGGUCGCUUGUUCUCGUACCCCGACACCCAUCGUCAUCGCCUCGGUAGCAAUUACCUGCAGAUCCCAAUCAACUGCCCGUUCAAUGUUCGUGGGGGGAAGGUGAACAAUUACCAACGGGAUGGCCCGCAAUGCGUUACUGACAACUCAAAGGGCGCACCAAACUAUUACCCGAACAGUUUCAACGGACCGCUAGAUGGCGCCCACACGUGCCCAGCUUCUCGUAAACAAACAUCGCUUCACGUUGACAGACAACCAGCUUCUGACGUCAAGAAAUACAACUCAGCUGAUGACGAUAACUUUACACAGGUUGGAACAUUCUGGCGUAAAGUGUUGAACGAAGCCGAACGCAAGAGAUUGGCGGAAAACAUCGGAAAUCAUAUGAAGGCCGCCCAACCGUUCCUACAAAAGCGUGCGAUCGCCAACUUUGCGGCGGCAGAUCCUGAAUUCGGAGCCAUGAUUCAAGCUGUCAUCGAUAAAGCCGCUGCUAAAAUGUAAAUGUCGUCAUCAUUUUAUGACGUCAUCAAUAUAAUUACGUCAUCAUUUUAAAAACGUCAUCAGAAAUAAUUUUAUCAAAGUUUGACCAAAGUUGCCUUAAAUAAUCAGUUGUAAAAUAAGUUAAUUUCAUUCCUUUGGGACCAUGGUCACAUUAAGCACUUAGCUUACCAACUUAUGCAGGAAACUACAUUGGUUUAUCAUUGUGUAUAUUUAACAUGAGAUGUAAUCAGAUCAUUCAGCUUGUGUAUGUUUGAACUAAUGUUGUGUUGCUUCAUCUAAUAAUUGCAAUAAAUGUAAAUAACUGAUC